GAGGCGGGCGCCCGUGCGUUAUGCAGUGGCGCAGCGUAGCGCGGUUGGCCUCCCGCCAGCUGCGGUUUUGGAAACGUCUCAGAGCGAUGGCUGCCCUAGGCAGUGCCGACGCACUAGCCGAGCUGACUAGCGCGCGGGGAGUCGAAGAACGCUCUGCAGCCGCAAGGUCGCGGCGCUCAAUCCACGUCAACAAACCACACACAGCAGCCGGGGCGCCACUUUACCCAAGAUUAUACAACAGCCAUGGAUCGAGGACCAACAUCCAUACACAGGAUGCCUCCAGAGUUGACACAGAAGAUAUUUUCAUACUUGCCAGAUGACGACCUUGUCAACUGCGCUUUCCACGUGUGCAGAAGAUGGAAGGAAAUAGCAACCUGCACCAAACUGUGGGGAACGCGGAAGCUAUGUGUGAGAGACAAAAACCUCGGAUCUCAGCUGUCAGAUCUGCUGUGGAACACUGCCUUGUUGCGUUUCUUCUGCGUCAAGAAAGCGAGCGCUUUUCGCGCCAAGUACAGCGGUGGCAACCUCGUGGUGAAUAAUGGCCCAGUCAACAGCUCCGCCGACCUCAGUCUGGCCCAGUUCAAGGCGUGUGCCUUCAUGAGUCACGUCAAGAGUGUAAAAAUGGAGGACGACAUCCUCGUCAUGUGUCUAGGUGACCCAGAGGACAGGCCCACUCCCCGCAAGGAGAUCGUAUGCAAGCCAAAGAAUGUUACGGCUCAUAAAUCGUGCAACGUUAAGCCGGAGGAGCACAAGAACUGCCUGUUCGAGGGUUCGGUGAGUGGGUCGAAGGUAGGAGACGUCGUGGUGGUUACCAGACUGGGCCCGCCUGAGCAGAGUGUGUACAAUCCUGGUCCCGCGCCUCCCAAAGCUCCGGAGGUCCACAAAAAGGACGAAAGCGGCCCGAAAGAGAAGCCGAAGUACUGUGGCUUUGGGGACGAGGCCCUGGCCACGGUGUUCAGCUGCUGUCCCGCAUUGGAGAGCCUCGACCUGUGGGGACUGCAGCUGUCGGACAACACGCUGCAGCUGCUGGCGCUCUGCAGGCAGCUAACGGCCUUCAGGCUGGCCAAGUGCACCGGAGUGACGUCACUGGGUUCGCUGGCGCGCUGCAGAAAGCUGUCCCACUUGACUGUGGACACCUGCCCAGACCUCGGGGCGGCCGCGCUGCGGCAGCUCGCCCAGAUGCCCAGCCUCGAGUCCAUCGAGCUGUACGAGUGCGACAUGUCUGGCUUCCCGUUCGCGCAGAUCGUUCCUGGCCUGCCACUGCUCUCAAGCAUCACCAUCGUCAACUGCAAAGGUUUCAGCCAGAAGGAUCUGUCCCUCUUCGACAGAGAAGACUUGGACCUUACCAUAGAGUUUGCGCAGAAUGCAGCAGAUCCUUAGAUUCUAUCAUGUCCACGAAACACUGCAUAUGUAAGUGAGUUGAGGCUAAUAACACACACUGAGUGUGCAGUGUCUCAUUUCAUUUUUCUGGUGUUCUUGAGUGCGUUAAUGGGCUUGGACUCACCGCCUGACCUUUUCGGCUGUGAUUGUAUCAGUGGUGGCCAAGAGAACUACAAGGAGUCGAGAAAUCUAUUUUCGAUAACUUAAGGGACUCAAAGGCACGGUCCUGAACCGGAAACCUUAACGAGUACAACCUCGCUGCAGGGGGCUUCAAACGCCUCUACCACGCAGUGGGCUGUACUUGCAAAGUUCUCAGUUCUCAGAUGUGUAAUAAGCCACUGUGCAGGGAAAAUAAUGGUAUUAUUUUUUGUGUUGCUAUAGAGAUUAAAACAUUUUUGAGUACCUAGCUCUAGACUUCAACUAAAAACUAAAUUACUUCAUUAGUUUCAAAUGAAGCAAUAUGGUUCCAGAGACCUUUUCAUGCCUCAGACAUCUGUGAUGUAUAUAUGCAGACUGAAGGACGAAUGAAAAUUUCUAUCAAGUCCUGGAUUCGUAUCUGGGUUUUCUGCUCACUUGACAAAUGCGCUGAUCACUACAUCACCUCGGUACAGUCGCCCUGCACUACUGCACAGGUUAACUUGGCACACCUCCCUUCACAAUCUAAGUGGGCUGAGGCGUGAAUGGGAAUGUCGAUUGAGAAGAGAGGCAUGAAUACUCUGUACAGUUUUGCAAAUCCCCUGAACCAGCGAGGCGUAGUGACUAGUGCAUCAGACCUGUGAGCAGGAGACCUCGGUUCGAAUCCCAGUAUUGGUACAAAUUUUCAUUCAUCUCUUGGUCUGCAUAUACACAUUUAGUAUUUUCGUCAGAUUUGUUUCCCAAAUAUUGUAUCCGCUAGUGUUUCCAUAAGCAUUUUUAAAAAUUAAUGGAGUAAUUCUUAGCGAAAUUACUUAGGGCAAUGUUAAUGGAAAAUAAAAAGUGUACAGAGUCUUAAA
Messenger RNA from Schistocerca serialis cubense, 2372 nucleotides. RefSeq lists its product as uncharacterized. Gene Ontology annotation, cellular component: SCF ubiquitin ligase complex. Gene Ontology annotation, molecular function: protein binding. The transcript is spliced from 2 exons. Lineage: Eukaryota; Metazoa; Arthropoda; Insecta; Orthoptera; Acrididae. The record is from RefSeq and is a predicted model, not a curated record. Gene Ontology annotation, biological process: SCF-dependent proteasomal ubiquitin-dependent protein catabolic process. Bases 244 to 1380 code for a protein of 378 amino acids.